Molecule: messenger RNA, 609 nt
Organism: Kwoniella shivajii
Lineage: Eukaryota; Fungi; Basidiomycota; Tremellomycetes; Tremellales; Cryptococcaceae
Exons: 5
Coding region: 1-609 (202 amino acids)
Biological process (GO): intra-Golgi vesicle-mediated transport; intracellular protein transport; retrograde vesicle-mediated transport, Golgi to endoplasmic reticulum
Cellular component (GO): COPI vesicle coat
Source: RefSeq, a predicted model, not a curated record
AUGUCCAACUUAUCCCUUUACACAGUAACGGCGCUGUUGAUUCUUGAUGCGGAUGGACAAAGGGUUUUGGCUAAAUAUUAUAAUCCACCCCAUCAAAAUACACCAGGGGUUGGCAUAGCAAGCGAUUUAGGUGUAGGUCCAGGUGGACCUGGAAUGGGUGGAUUGAUACAUCUAAAAGAACAAAAAGCUUUUGAAAAGAGUGUAUUUGAGAAAAUCAGGAGAGGUGGUGGCGAGAUACACCCAUUACCACCACAUCUGAUAAUAACUCGAACAAUCGUCGAUUUACAUUUCAUAAUUGUUGGACCAUUGUCAACUUCAAACGAGUUAAUGCUUCAUCAGACACUCGGUGCAUUCGCCGACGCAGUACAUUUGCUUCUGAGAGGUCAAAUUGAGAAGAGGAAUGUAUUGGAGGGAUUGGAUUUGGUCCUUCUAGCAGCGGAUGAGACUGUUGAUGAUGGAAUCAUCCUUGAAACGGACGCCGCAGCUAUCGCAGCGAGGGUAUCUCGACCGAAAGCUGAUACUACCGAUAUUGUUAUUAACGAACAAACACUCUUGAAUGCUUACACUUCAUUCCGUGAUAAGGUUUCGCAAAGGAUACAACAACUAUAG